This is a messenger RNA of Propithecus coquereli (Coquerel's sifaka), 5472 nucleotides long. RefSeq names its product AT hook, DNA binding motif, containing 1 (gene AHDC1). The transcript has 5 exons. The record is from RefSeq and is a predicted model, not a curated record. NCBI's taxonomy places the organism in Eukaryota, Metazoa, Chordata, Mammalia, Primates, Indriidae. The coding region runs from base 382 to 5187 and encodes 1601 amino acids.
AUUGUCUACCCAUCGGCCUGGACCCCAGAGCCCACCCAGCUGAUCAGAGGGCCCCCGGUGCGGGGCAACGCUUGGGCUGCUGCAGAGACCACCCUGGAGACGCUGGUGAAGACAGGUCUUUCCUGCUAAGCCGGGCCUGUCUGCACGGCCUGCUCAGGCGCUGUCCACGCCCCGAGGCCUGGGCUCAGGCCGAAGUUGCUCCACAGCACCCGCAGCUGACAGUCAGCAACUGGCAGAGCCCCCAGGCACGGGGGCCCUCUCCCUCCCAGAGAUUUCCAGUGUGACAGCCCAGGCGGCAGAGCCGAGGGUCCUGGUCCCGGCUUCUCGCACCCUCAUGUCAGCCCCGGCCCCGCCCGGUGGCCCGCGGAGGACAAGGUCAGGAUGCGUGUGAAGCCCCAGGGCCUGGUGGUGACUUCCAGUGCCGUGUGCAGCUCUCCUGACUACCUCCGGGAGCCCAAGUACUACCCCGGCGGCCCCCCCACCCCCCGGCCCUUGCUUCCUACCCGGCCCCCCGCCAGCCCACCUGACAAGGCCUUCUCCACCCACACCUUCUCCGAGAACCCACGUCCGCCCCCACGCCGGGACCCCAGCACCCGGCGCCCACCAGUCCUUGCCAAGGGGGACGACCCGCUGCCCCCACGGGCAGCCCGUCCUGUCUCACAGGCCCACUGCCCCACACCGGCCGGAGACGGCAGCAGCUCCCGACGCCACUGGGACAACGGGCGGGUGAACCUGCGUCCAGUGGUGCAGCUGAUAGACAUCAUGAAGGACCUGACACGGCUCUCCCAGGACCUGCAGCACAGUGGUGUGCACCUGGACUGUGGCAGGCUCCGGCUCAGCCGCCCGCCCGCCCCACCGCCCGGCGACCUACAGUACAGCUUCUUCUCUUCACCCAGCCUGGCCAACAGCAUCCGCAGCCCUGAGGAGCGGGCCACCCCCCAUGCCAAGUCAGAGCGGCCCAGCCACCCCCUCUACGAGCCUGAGCCUGAGCCUAGGGACAGUCCCCAGCCUGGCCAAGGCCACAGUCCUGGAGCCACGGCCGCGGCCACUGGUCUGCCCCCAGAGCCUGAACCAGAUGGCCCUGACUACUCAGAACUCGCUGAUGCCGACAUCCUCAGUGAGCUGGCCUCCCUUACUUGCCCUGAGGCCCAGCUGCUAGAGGCCCAGGCCCUCGAGCCACCGUCACCUGAGCCGGAGCCUCAGCUCCUGGACCCUCAGCCCCGCUUCCUGGACCCACAGGCACUAGAGCCGCUCGGGGAAGCUUUGGAGCUGCCACCCCUGCAGCCUCUUGCUGAUCCUCUGGGGCUGCCUGGCCUGGCCCUCCAGGGCCUGGAUUCCCUGCCUGACUCCCUGGAGUCACAGCUGCUUGACCCCCAGGCACUUGACCCCCUACCCAAGUUGCUUGACGUCCCAGGUCGCCGUCUAGAGCCCCAACAGCCCCUGGGGCACUGCCCACUGGCCGAGCCCUUGCGCCUGGACUUGUGCUCACCCCAUGGCCCCCCUGGGCCCGAGGGUCACCCCAAGUAUGCCUUGCGGCGCACUGAUAGGCCAAAGAUCCUGUGUCGCCGGCGGAAAGCCGGACGAGGGCGUAAGGCAGAUGCCGGACCCGAGGGCCGCCUGCUGCCCCUGCCUAUGCCCACAGGGCUGGUGGCUGCCCUGGCUGAGCCCCCACCGCCGCCACCUCCACCACCUCCUGCCCUACCAGGCCCAGGCCCAGUCCCAGAGCUGGAGCCAGAAUCUUCCCAGACCCCAGUGGUCCCUACCCGCAAAGGCAAGUGCCGGGGCGUGCGGCGCAUGGUGGUGAAGAUGGCGAAGAUCCCUGUGUCGCUGGGGCGGCGGAACAAGACCACAUACAAAGUGUCAUCCUUGAGCAGCAGCCUGAGUGUGGAGGGCAAGGAACUGGGCCUGCGCGUGUCGGCAGAGCCCACCCCGCUGCUGAAGAUGAAGAACAACGGGCGGAAUGUGGUGGUGGUCUUCCCGCCUGGUGAGAUGCCCAUUAUUCUCAAGCGUAAGCGCGGUCGCCCUCCUAAGAACCUGCUCCUGGGUCCUGGCAAGCCCAAGGAGCCAGCCGUGGUGACAGCUGAGGUGGCCACUGUGACAGCAGCCACCAUGGCCAUGCCAGAGGUAAAGAAACGACGGCGGCGGAAGCAGAAGCUGGCAUCUCCCCAGCCGUCCUAUGCAGCGGACGCCAACGACAGCAAGGCCGAGUACUCAGACGUCCUCGCCAAGCUGGCCUUCCUGAAUCGCCAGAGCCAGUGUGCUGGACGGUGCUCGCCACCCCGCUGCUGGACACCCAGCGAGCCCGAGUCAGUGCACCAGGCCCCCGACACCCAGAGCAUCUCCCACUUCCUGCACCGUGUGCAGGGCUUCCGGCGGCGUGGGGGCAAAGCAGGCGGUUUUGGUGGCCGGGGUGGGGGCCAUGCAGCCAAGGCAGCCCGAUGCUCCUUCAGUGACUUCUUUGAGGGCAUUGGCAAGAAAAAGAAGGUGGUGGCAGUGGCAGCUGCUGGGGUUGGGGCCCCUGGCCUCACCGAGUUGGGGCACCCACGCAAACGGGGCCGGGGGGAGGUGGACGCUGUGACUGGGAAGCCCAAGCGCAAGAGGCGGUCCCGGAAGAAUGGGACUCUGUUCCCAGAGCAGGUGCCCAGUGGCCCAGGCUUUGGGGAGGUGGGCACCGAGUGGGCCGGGGACAAGGGUGGCGGCUGGGCCCCUCACCAUGGGCACCCAGGCGGGCAAGCUGGCCGAAACUGUGGGUUCCAGGGGACUGAAGCCCGGGCCUUUGCCUCCGCUGGGCUGGAGAGCGGAGCCUCAGGCCGUGGCAGCUACUACGGCACAGGCGCACCCUCAGGCCAGACCGAGCUCAGCCAGGAACGCCAAAACCUCUUCACUGGCUAUUUUCGCUCACUGCUUGAUUCGGAUGAUUCCUCCGACCUCUUGGACUUUGCCCUCUCAGCCUCUCGCCCAGAGUCCCGGAAGGCAUCGGGCACCUAUGCGGGGCCUCCCACCAGUGCCCUGCCUGCCCAGCGGGGCCUGGCCACCUUUCCCAGCCGAGGAGCCAAGGCCAGCCCAGUGGCAGUGGGUAGCAGUGGGGCUGGGGCAGACCCCUCCUUCCAACCCGUCCUGCCCGCUCGCCAGACCUUCCCACCAGGACGGGCAGCGAGCUAUGGGAUAACUCCAGCAACUUCAGACUGCCGGGCGGCUGAGACCUUCCCAAAGCUGGCUCCCCCGCCUUCAGCUGUGGCCCGCUCACCUACAACCCACCCGCCCGCCAACACCUACCCUCCCCAGUAUGGCGGCUACGGGGCUGGACAAAGCGUAUUCGCCCCGGCUAAGCCCUUCACGGGCCAGGACUGUGCUAACAGCAAGGACUGCAGCUUCGCCUACGGCAGUGGCAGCAGCCUCCCUGCCUCACCCAGCAGUGCCCACAGCGCUGGCUACGCCCCACCGCCUACUGGGGCCCCCUGCCUGCCACCAAGCAAGGCCUCCUUCUUCAACAGUUCUGAGGGGGCCCCCUUCUCUGGUUCAGCCCCCACACCCCUGCGCUGUGACAGCCGGGCCAGCACUGUCUCGCCCGGUGGCUACAUGGUGCCCAAGGGCACCACAGCCUCUGCCACCUCUGCAGCCUCUGCCGCCUCCUCCUCCUCCUCCUCCUUCCAGCCCUCGCCUGAGAACUGUCGGCAGUUUGCGGGGGCUUCUCAGUGGCCUUUCCGGCAGGGCUAUGGAGGCCUGGACUGGGCCUCAGAGGCCUUUAGUCAGCUCUACAAUCCCAAUUUCGACUGCCACGUCAGCGAGCCCAACGUGAUCCUGGACAUCUCCAACUACACGCCACAGAAGGUGAAGCAGCAGACGGCCGUGUCCGAGACCUUCUCCGAGUCGUCCUCUGACAGCACCCAGUUCAAUCAGCCAGUUGGUGGCGGCGGGUUCCGGCGUGCCAACAGCGAGGCCUCAAGCAGUGAGGGCCAGUCGAGCCUGUCCAGCCUGGAGAAACUGAUGAUGGACUGGAAUGAGGCAUCAUCCGCCCCCGGCUACAACUGGAACCAGAGUGUCCUCUUCCAGAGCAGCUCCAAGCCGGGCCGUGGACGGCGGAAGAAGGUGGACCUGUUCGAGGCCUCACAUCUGGGCUUCCCGACGUCUGCCUCGGCCGCUGCCUCAGGCUACCCGUCUAAACGGAGCACCGGGCCCCGGCAGCCACGGGGUGGACGGGGUGGUGGGGCCUGCUCAGCCAAGAAGGAGCGGGGUGGUGCAGCGGCCAAAGCCAAGUUCAUCCCCAAGCCACAGCCAGUCAACCCGCUGUUCCAGGACAGUCCAGACCUCGGCCUGGACUACUACAGUGGGGACAGUAGCAUGUCACCACUGCCCUCACAGUCGAGGGCCUUUGGCGUGGGAGAGCGAGACCCCUGUGACUUCAUGGGACCCUAUUCCAUGAACCCAUCCACGCCUUCUGAUGGCACCUUCGGCCAAGGCUUCCACUGCGACUCGCCCAGCCUGGGUGCUCCCGAGCUCGACAGCAAGCAUUUCCCGCCGCUGGCCCACCCGCCCACGGUGUUUGAUGCUGGCCUGCAGAAGGCGUACUCACCCACCUGCUCGCCCACACUGGGCUUCAAGGAAGAGCUGCGGCCGCCGCCCACAAAGCUGGCUGCCUGCGAGCCCCUCAAGCAUGGGCUCCAGGGAGCCAGCCUGGGCCACGCAGCUGCAGCCCAGGCCCACCUGAGCUGCCGGGACUUGCCUCUGGGCCAGCCCCACUACGACUCCCCCAGCUGCAAGGGCACAGCUUACUGGUACCCACCAGGCUCAGCUGCCCGCAGCCCACCCUACGAAGGCAAGGUGGGUGCUGGGCUGCUGGCUGACUUCCUGGGCAGGACGGAGGCCGCGUGCCUCAGUGCCCCCCACCUGGCUAGCCCACCGGCCACGCCCAAGGCUGACAAGGAGCCACUGGAGAUGGCCCGGCCACCUGGCCCACCCCGUGGCCCUGCUGCAGCUGCUGCUGGCUAUGGCUGCCCACUCCUUAGUGACUUGACCCUGUCCCCCGUGCCGAGGGACUCGCUGCUGCCCCUGCAGGACACCGCCUACAGGUAUCCAGGCUUUAUGCCACAGGCGCAUCCCGGCCUGGGUGGGGGCCCCAAGAGCGGCUUCCUGGGGCCCAUGGCGGAACCUCACCCUGAGGACACAUUCACCGUCACCUCCCUGUAGUGCCAACUGAAGUGCCGACUGGACCGCGAGGUUUUGUUCCUGGCUUUCAGAAAACCAACGCCAAGACCCCUCCCCGCGUCCACAUCGUCCUCUGGCAGGAGCGCCUGCCCCUCUGUCUGCCACCCUGCCCCUCUGCACCCCCCACAGCCCCAUCUCCCCCUACCCCUUCUUGCCCAUCUCCUCCACGCAGAAGCCGAAGGUGAGCCCUUUCUGCACAAAACCAGCAAUUGUAAAUACUUUUUAAAAAUGUACAAAACUUAAAAACAAAACACAGUUUUAGAAAAA